AUGGCAUAUUCUGGUGCUGGCAAAGUAGAAGCCGAUGAAACCGAUGGCAACUCCUUCAUCGAUGACAGCAUCUUUGAAUCCGAUGAGUUCAUAGACCACACUGAGUUACCAGACACAGCAAUACAUAAAGAAGAUGUAGAAGCUCCCCUCGGAGCCCUCGGAGUACAGGAAGAAUACCUUGCCACUGUUCUCAACCAGGUUAGGACCGAGAUUGCGGCUCGCGCAAGGCAUAAAUGCUAUCGUGAAGGCACCUGCUGGAUUCGGCCGAAGGACACCAUCUUCGCUCUGAAGGAUACCUACAAUGCGCCUUCUGGUAUAUCCCCAGUGCAGUCAUUCACCAUGUUCUCUUUGACUAUCGCGACGAAGGAAGGACUUGAAGCCCACUGGCGCAGAGGCGAUGUGCUGCCUGGUUAUGGUGCCUAG
Pleurotus ostreatus (oyster mushroom) is the source of this 423-nucleotide messenger RNA. RefSeq lists its product as uncharacterized. The transcript is spliced from 2 exons. The record is from RefSeq and is a predicted model, not a curated record. Bases 1 to 423 code for a protein of 140 amino acids. NCBI's taxonomy places the organism in Eukaryota, Fungi, Basidiomycota, Agaricomycetes, Agaricales, Pleurotaceae.